Molecule: messenger RNA, 2530 nt
Organism: Stegastes partitus (bicolor damselfish)
Lineage: Eukaryota; Metazoa; Chordata; Actinopteri; Pomacentridae
Gene: ggcta
Product: gamma-glutamylcyclotransferase a
Exons: 4
Coding region: 79-603 (174 amino acids)
Molecular function (GO): gamma-glutamylcyclotransferase activity
Source: RefSeq, a predicted model, not a curated record
CGCCUCUGCACGGCGCCGGGUGGAAGUCAGCCUCCGGUCCCGGUAGAUGGUUUAGGUGCUCCGAAUACCAAGAGGAAGAUGUCCGCUGCUGCUGCCACCGGUCGCUUCAUGUAUUUCGCAUUUGGAAGCAACUUGUUGAGGGAGAGACUGCAGCUGGCGAACCCGUCAGCGGUGUUCCGCACCACGGGUCGACUGAAGGACUACAUGCUGAACUUUGGCCUGUGGGAGAAACAUGUGGACAAUGCGUGGCACGGUGGAGUGGCCACCAUUGAGUUCUGUCCAGGUGCAGAGGUGUGGGGAGUGAUCUGGACACUGAGCAACGAAAACCUCACGAGCCUGGACAACCAGGAAGGAGUGAGCCUGGGAAUGUACUCUCCUCUGGAAGUCUCAGUGGAGACUGAUGAAGGACUGAUGCUCUGCAGGACGUAUCAGAUGAACAACUUCCACGCCUGUCCUCCCUCUCCUCAGUACAAACAGGUGGUGUGUCUGGGUGCAGAGCAGAACGGACUCCCGGAUGAGUACCUGAAGAGGCUGGAGGCCAUUGAAACCAAUGCCUACAGUGGCCCCUCGAUCCUCGAUCAAAUCAAAUCAGUCAUGAAGUAGACAUUACGGUUUCAUUGUAGGCUCUUGAACUUGAAGUUGACAAAAAACAUUUUAGUUGUUCUAAGAAUGGCACAAAACAGAGAACAGCUAAUGAGCAGGACAUGCGGUGAGAUUGUUUUUGUCCGGUUAUGAAGAAGUGUGACCAAAAAAUAACCUCAAAGUUCACUUUUGUGCAGAUUUUGGAGCCUUCAACUGCAUCUCCAUCUUCUUCACCCCAGUGAUCAUGUUACAGUGGCACACAGAUGUUUCUGUUACUGUGAAUAACUGAGCAAGUUAAAGAUGAGCUGAUUUCCAAAUUGCCAGUCACAGAUGACACAUUUCUGUUGUAUUUAAAGCAACUUUUAUUUCCCUCUUUCAUAGUCUCAAAUGGACAAAAAAAAAGGAAAAGAGCCUGAAACAUGCACGCAUCCUGCAUAGUCAGUACUCAGCAGCAGCUUCUGUGGGAGUGUCACAGCUUGUAAACACUUCGUAGAGUCUGUCACUGCUUGUUUGGCAGAUUUUUGCUCAUUCUUCCUGCAAGAAUGGAUGAAAAUAUGCCAAACAAGCACUUCUCCUUCUAGUUCUGUGAGGUUCUUGGGCCGUCUUCCAUGCAUCUUGCAUCUUUUGAGCUACAUCCACAGAUUUCCCAUGAUGCUUGAUUUAAGGUCGGGGGACUGUGAGGGCCUUGGCAAAAUCUUCAGCUUGCACCUCUUGAGGUAGUCCAUUGUGAUUUCUGAGGUGUGUUUGGAUUCUUGCCCUCAUCAUGUCUUGUUUGCUGCCAGAGUUUGCUGCUGUUUAACUGAAUUCAUUCUUCCCUCUACCAGCGAAAUAAUCUGGCUGCAACAGAGACCGAACACACAAUCGAUGCACCCACAUGCUGAACAGUUGGACAUGUGUUCUGUUCAAACGAUGCUUCGUGUUUUUGUUCCAAAAUGCAUUCGGCCUGUUUUGAUGCUCAUGUGCAAACUUCUAAUGAGGACAGAGGAAAGGUUUUCCAUGAAGGUCAUACUUGUGCAGGUGUCACUGUAGUAUCGUCUGCUAAAUCUUCCUGGAGGUCUUGUGCAGUCAAACGCAGGUUUUGAUUUGCCUUUCCAGUAAUCUUACGAGCAGUUUUCUCUGAAAGUUUUCUCAGUAUUUCAGACCUCAACUGAUCCAGUUAGCCGUCGCUCUUAAUUACAUUCUAAACUGAGGACACAGCUACCUGGAAGCUGCUUCUUGUUGCCUUCUCCUGCUUCAAUUAUUUAAAUUUUCAGAGUGCGAGGCAGCGGCUUAGAGACUGCUGCUUGUUGGGAUAAGGUUUGGUGUGUUUACAAAGCUUUGAAAUGCUUAUUGUGAGCAAACCCUAACAAGCUAAUUAAGGGUGACACCAUCGUACAAGUUAUCUAAGAGCCUGAAUCUCUUUGGGUGCACUAACAUUUGCUUGGUGCUCGUUUCUUUUGUUUUACUUUAGAAUUGUACAAGAGGAAAAAAAAUAAAACACUAAAUGUGCCGAAAGUGUUGAAAACAAUGUUUCCUCAUCAUGGCUUUUGGAGAUCAGUUCGUUUUCUACUCACUUAACAUUUCACAGUAACAGAAAUUUCGACUCAAACAUUUGCGUGCCACUGUAAUAAUAACGAUAGUAUAAUAAUGAGAAUAUGUAAUGAUGAAGAUGAUGAUGGUGAACAGAAAUGGGAAAACCUAGUAAGUGGACUGUUUUGUUUUUUUUUUGCAAACUAACUUGAAGGCUGACAGUCAGUUCUGAAGCAGAGCUGGCACCACUGUGUGGCCACGACACAAUAAUGCAUGCAUUUAAUGAUGAGACGUUUGGCUGGGCCCAACACCUUGUCUUAAUUAUUAUUGCAUAAUUAAACUGUUGACAAAUGUAUCUAAUUUACAGAUGUGCCAGGCGGGGGAAAAAAAAAAAAGCUCAUUAUUUCUCAGGGUAAUAUUAAACGCUGAUGACACACUC